Dictyostelium discoideum AX4 is the source of this 768-nucleotide messenger RNA. RefSeq lists its product as hypothetical. Lineage: Eukaryota; Evosea; Eumycetozoa; Dictyosteliales; Dictyosteliaceae. Bases 1 to 768 code for a protein of 255 amino acids. The transcript is spliced from 2 exons. The record is from RefSeq and is a predicted model, not a curated record.
AUGAUUGAAAGUGAUAUAGAAAAAUUAUCAAUCCCUUCAUCAUCAAAAAAUGAAAGUGAUAAAACCUAUUUAUUAAAAAACCAAAUCUCAAACCUAUAUAAUCAAAAUAAUUUAACUAAUGAAAUUGUAUUAAUUGAAAGAGGUCAAGAUGGUAAAUACUCAACAAUAAUGCCAAAGAAAUUAGAAAAUUUAUUUUCAACUCAAGAGUAUAUUUAUUUAAUAAAUAGAAUUAAUAAUUAUAAAUCCUCUUCUAAAUCAUUUUAUAUUUCAAUGAUAAUUUUUCAAUCAUUAUUAUUUUUAAUUACUGUUUCACUCUCAUUUUACUUCCUUAUAGUUGGUAAUAAGUUAUAUGGUUUAGGUUUUUUCUUAUUAUUUCUGUCUGUCCUUUCUUUAAUAGGAGCCACUGCAACUUAUUUUAAAAAAACAAAUGACGUAAGAAUUUAUAUCGAUGAAAUGCAAGAAUUUUUCAAAACACUUUGUUCAAAUUAUAUUAUUAAAUCAGUUAAAUUCCAUGGUAAAUUUAAAAAGAUUGGAUGUGAAUCAUUGUAUAUUAUUGUUAAUAGUCAUAUAUUUAUUGAAUUUCCAAAAUCUGUCAACGAGAAUAGUCCAGUAUUAAAUCAAAAAGUACCAUUAUAUAGUCAUUAUAACUAUGGAACAUCUGAUCAACAAUACUAUAAUACCAACAACAACAUUUCAAAUAUUAUUCCAUUAAAUAGUUGUUCACAAUCACAAACCAUUGAAAAAGAAAAUCAAAAUGAAUUAUUAUAA